This is a messenger RNA of Drosophila hydei, 5603 nucleotides long. It is a transcript of the gene Set1, whose product is annotated as histone-lysine N-methyltransferase SETD1. Gene Ontology annotation, cellular component: Set1C/COMPASS complex. The transcript is spliced from 6 exons. NCBI's taxonomy places the organism in Eukaryota, Metazoa, Arthropoda, Insecta, Diptera, Drosophilidae. Gene Ontology annotation, molecular function: RNA binding; protein binding; histone H3K4 methyltransferase activity. The record is from RefSeq and is a predicted model, not a curated record. The coding region runs from base 278 to 5425 and encodes 1715 amino acids.
GUUUUUUCUGUGUAUUUUUUAUUCGACAGUGUUUUAAUACUUCAUAUGUUGUUAUAUAUCGAGAAUUUCAUAUUCUUUUGAUGAAAUCGCUAAAAUGCAGAUAAAACAACAUUAAUUAAUGCGUUGCAUGAAUUCGAGGAGGCUCUGCUCGUCGAAAUAAAGAUAUCAAAACAUUUUCGCUUUCCUGUUAAUACACACCCGGACGUGCCCGCCGACAUAGUCGGUAGUCGUCUUAAACUACUUGCAAAAUUCCGUAAACGUGGCCAACUGAUAUUCUAUGGAUACCAGCAAUAACUACAACUUAAUUAAUGGCGGAGAAUCAUCGGGGGAACAGACGCAAAUCACGAUGCAAGGCUAUCGUGAUGGCAAUGUCUUUAAUCCUUUGUGUCAAACGAGGAUGCACAGAAACUUCAAAUUAUUGGCGGAUCCGCAGUUGUUGAAAUGUGGUACCAAGCUAUAUCGCUACGACGGCGUUGUUCCUGGAGAUCCGACCUACCCGACAAUAACGCCUCGCGAUCCACGUAAUCCCCUAAUUCGAAUUCGAGCCAAGCCUGUCGAGCCUCUAAUGUUGGUUGUACCCCGAUUUAUAAUCGACUCUGAUUACGUUGGACAGCCACCUGCAAUUGAAGUAACGGUUGUCAAUCUUAACGACAAUAUCGAUAAGCAGUUUCUUUCCAGCCUUCUAGAUAAGUGCGGGCCCACGGAUGAAAUAAAUAUAUAUCAUCACCCAACGACAAACAAGCAUUUGGGCAUCGCGCGUAUUGUCUUUGAAAGCACUAAAGGAGCUCGGCAGUUUGUUGAAAAGUAUAACCAGAAAUCAGUAAUGGGAAAGAUAUUAAACGUAUUCUGCGAUCCUUUCGGUGCCGUUUUAAAAAAAACCAUUGAUAAUAUAACGAAUCCCAUUGCACCUCCACCACUAUUACCCACCACACCUCAUUCGACAACAACGCAUAUUUCGGUCAAUGAACAUUUUAAUGAAUACACCGAAAAGGAAGAUGUUCAUCAAAUUUCUGGAAGUGGUUACAACUCGUUUUAUAAAGGUGCCGCGUUUGGUGAAAUAGAUAGAGAUCGUCACAGAGAGCGUGAAAGAGAUCGUCUAAUAAAAGAACGUUCACGACAUUCCGAUGAAAGAGGCUAUGAUCGGGAACGGGGUUCACGUAAUAAAUAUAGCAGCUCACGUCAUGGUCGUCAUUACUACUCACGAGGAUCACGGGAGAAAAGUCCGGAUUCAAGCAGAGAUCGAUUAUAUAGUUCAAGAGACAGAGAUCGGGACACAAGGUCUUAUGAUUAUUCUCGCUCAAAAGGACGCGAUAAAUUUCGAGAACGCAAUAGAUCUAGAGAUCAUUCUCGUGAUCGGAUGAGAGACAGGAGAGAUCACCGCUUAAGUUCGUCAAAAGAACGGGAUUACCGAGAACGAGAUCGUGAUAGAUCUAUGGAUAUUGAUGGUGAUCGUAAGGAGCGCAUUAGUUCUAAGCACGAUGUACGCUAUUUAAGCAAUGAAUGCACUGAAGACGAAAAUGGUACAUCAUCGGUGUUUCAAAACCAACAAUAUUAUUCUGGCAUUCCGGCACCUAACCUUAUACCCUCUGAUUACGGAUAUAAUCACUACAGCUACACUAUGAGUGAAAAUAUUCAAUCAUGGAAUAGCUCCCACCGAAGGUGGCCAGCCACACAACCAGACUCACAGCUUAUACCGCCACCACCUCCGCCCCAAGAAGAGGAAGAAAAUUGGGACGAUCCUCAACCUCCAGCAUUAAUGUUAUAUUCAAAAGAUAUCUCGCCUUCAACGGAGUCAGUUGGUAUAAAACAACAACUAUCACCAAAGCGACCAAAAUCAAACAAAUCAAAUAACAAUGUCGAGACUGCUGCUGAAUCAGAAACCAAUUCAGAGAAUGUUGAUUUAGACACACGUAUUGCACUUAUAUUUAAGGGAAAGACAUUUGGAAAUGCUCCACCUUUUCUGCAAAUGGAUAGUAGUGAUUCUGAAACAGACAAAGCAAAAGUUGAAGAUAUAAAUGAGGCAGCUGACACGAAUUGCGAUUCAAAUAGCACCCACAACAAAAAAGCAACAGAGAAAAAUGUUUCGACUUUACAGCAGCAUGGCGCCAGUGAUAUAUCAAGUGACGACGAUAUUUUAAUUAAGAAAGAAACAGUUAAGGUCACUGUUGAAAAGUUGGAAUCAAAUGAUAAUAAUGAUGACAAUAUGUCUUUGUCAAGUUUGUCAUCCCAUGAAGAAACGACAAAAGAGUCUACAGAUCCGUCAAACCAACUAACAUCGAAAAUUAUGUUUGCGGGAUAUACGGACCCCCAUGCUUCAACUCAGAGCAGUUAUUACUAUCAUCACUCGGCAUAUGGAUAUGGUCAUUAUCCAUCUGCAAUAGGGUCGAGUUCCGGAUUAACUGGAAAGUACUUUUCCAACCCUGCAUACAUGCAGGCGUCAUACUUGCCGGGAGUUGUAUCUGCAGACUCCUUCAAUUUAGAUCCGUACAUCCACACAUAUGGUUAUCAGCAUACCCAGCCGGAUCAAAAUGAUGAAAUGAAACAAAACGUUAAAAAGGUUAUGAACAUUAUAGUUGAGGAACUGAAACAAAUUCUUAAACGUGAUGUUAACAAGCGUAUGAUUGAAAUGACAGCUUUUAAGAAUUUUGAGGUUUGGUGGGACGAACAAACUGCAAAAGCUCGUACAAAGCAAUUGUCAUCAGUGGUCGAAACCGGUACAACAAAUAACAACCCCGUAGAAAAGCAAACAACUCAGGAGAAGCCACCCGACAUUAAUCAUCUAAUCAAUACGCAAAGAGAAAUGCCAGAUUUUCAGUCCUUUACCAGUAUUGGUAUACGAGCUGCAAUGCCCAAAUUGCCGUCAUUUCGGCGUGUUCCCAAGCACCCUAGUCCCAUUCCCGAUAAAUUGGAACGGGAUCUCAGUGAUCAAGAAGAAAUGGUACAGCGUUCUGACUCAGAUAAAGAUGAUUCAAAUAUGGGUAGUUCUGAUGCUCAAAACAUUAACUUAAAACGGCGUGCUUUGCAAAGAGAUAUUGGUAAAAUGCGUCUAACAUCAAACAAUAUACGACUGAAAAGAAAAGGAAGUGCAUCAAGUUUCUUUUCGUCGUCCACCUCGUCCUCCUCCAAUAGCGAUGGUGAAAAUGAUGCUGAAGAUAUAGGGAAUAGAGUAGAAAACGACAGGAGUAGCGACGAUGAAAGCUUUGAUGAAGAUACUCCAUCAAUGAAUGAAAGGGACAAGUUCUCAAAGAAGCGUAGACGUGACAUGAAAACCUCCGAAGAAAAAAUACUAAAUGUAUAUUCGGAUUCUGAGGAAGAGAAUCAAUCAAUAAAUCGAAUUUCGGCAACCAAGCGAAGUCGUUUGAAAAAAAUGGAUAUAUACUCUGAUACUGAUGAAGAUGAUGAUGAAAAAAUGGGAAAUAAACUAUUUACGAGUUCAAAACCUAAUCUCAUGUCAUCCAUUCCGUCUGACCUUGAAGACAUAAGCAAGGAUAGUUGUUUUGGUAUGGAAGAAACUGGAAAUGCUUCUGGAUUUGAAGCCGAAGAACCGAAGACGGAUGAUAAGAUAGAAAGAGAAUCCCGCCGAUCCCCUACACCUGUUCCGCCACCGGAUUACAACGAAGAAACUGUAUCGAAGUCUGAUGGUUUAGGUACAGCAAAAUCUCAUUUUGGGUAUGAUCGAAUUUAUAGUGAUUCGGAGGAAGAACGCGAGUAUCAGGAGAAGAGGCGUCGAAACACAGAAUAUAUGGCCCAAAUCGAGCGCGAAUUUUUAGAAGAACAACAGAAAAAUUCAAAUCAGACAGACAAUAAGUUAAACAUUGAUCUCAAGUUGGAUAUUGAUAAAAUGUCAAGUUUCGAGAUGCCGGACACGCCUGAUAUUUCAAAACUGCCUCCAACACCAGGUGCAAAGCUAUUAGUGGAUGAAAUUAAACUAUAUAAGAAAAACAUUAUAGAAACUGAUGUCGAAGGAAAACACUAUUUGAGCACAGUAAAGACUGAAAUUUGUUUGAAAAGUGUUAAAAGUGCUAAUAAUCAGUCAAAUGAGAUUGAAAAUAAGAUUGCGUUGAAAACAGAUAACGAUUUAAAAACAGAAGUCUUUAAAACAGCUCAAUCUAACACUCAGCAAAAUGAAGAAACACGAAUUUACAACGGCAAGCAAUCACCCGUCUCUUCAGAUAGUGGGUCGAGUCAAGCAUCCCAAGCUAGUCAAGUGGCAUUAGAACAUUGUUAUUCCUUGCCACCGCAAGCACAAGGUGCGUUUUCCACAGAUGUUUCAACGGGCCAGUUUGAUGCGAAAAAUAAAAAGGAGGUGGAUAACAUGCAGAUUGCGAGGCCUGGACCUGGAAGGCCACGCAAAGAUUCUGUUCGGGCUCAAAAGAAAAAGAAAGACUUUUCAGGACGACAGGCCAUCAAAAAAACGAAAAUUGAGUCGAUGAAGAGUACGCUUUCUGAAUUGGUUCGUCAAACCUCAAACUUUGUUCCAUGUGAAAUGUUCAAUUCUCGUGAUCAAAAUGAAGAAAUGGUAAUUUUAUACACUUUCCUAACAAAAGGCAUUGAUCUGGAGGACAUUAAGUACAUCAAGACGAGCUACACUGAACAUUUGCAAAAGGAGCCAUAUGCUAUGUUUUUGAACAAUACUCAUUGGGUUAAUCACUGCACCACGGACAGAGCAUUCUGGCCACCUCCUCCGAAAAAACGGCGUAAAGACGAUGAGCUCAUGAGACACAAAACUGGUUGUGCACGCACUGAGGGCUUCUACAAGUUGGAUGUACGCGAGAAGGCUAAACACAAAUAUCAUCAUGCUAAAGCAAACAUACAUGACGCUCAAAACGACGAGCGAUGCGAUGAGCCGACAGCCCUGACGAACCAUCAUCAUAACAAAUUAAUAUCUAAAAUGCAGGGCAUUUCUCGUGAGGCUCGUUCGAAUCAACGACGUUUACUGACGGCCUUUGGAUCAAUGGGCGAGUCCGAGCUUUUAAAAUUCAAUCAGCUUAAAUUCCGUAAAAAGCAGCUCAAAUUUGCAAAAUCGGCAAUUCAUGAUUGGGGACUAUUUGCCAUGGAACCUAUAGCAGCAGAUGAAAUGGUUAUUGAAUACGUUGGCCAAAUGAUUCGACCAGUCGUUGCAGAUCUAAGGGAGACUAAAUAUGAGGCGAUUGGUAUUGGAAGCUCAUAUUUAUUCCGAAUCGAUAUGGAAACUAUUAUCGAUGCGACUAAAUGUGGCAAUUUGGCGAGAUUUAUAAAUCAUAGCUGUAAUCCAAAUUGUUAUGCCAAAGUCAUUACCAUAGAGUCCGAAAAAAAAAUUGUUAUAUAUUCGAAACAACCUAUUGGAGUUAAUGAAGAAAUAACUUAUGACUACAAAUUUCCUUUAGAGGAGGAGAAAAUCCCAUGUUUAUGUGGAGCUCAAGGGUGCAGGGGUACGCUUAACUAAAUCAGAGAAACACUGGCUUUAGAAUACGCUGCAGAAUUACUGAAAAUUAAUGUUAAUAAUUGCUUUUAUUUUAAGAAAGAAUUACAGCGCUUAGAAAUACACAAUAUCAUUUUAUGUAUUCUGUUACAUUUAAAUAGAACACUUUUUGUAUCUUAAGUAAUUUAAAAGUAAAUAUAAA